UUGACAUGGGACCGGUAUUUGAAUCUAAGAAAGCAAAGAAGGUUAGCUGGUAUGGUUACCACCGUUCCAUCUACAAUCCUAGCUGCUGCUGCUUCGGGAUCCUAUUUUCUUACGCAAGAAAUCGAUCCAACCAGUAGUCCGAUUGCAGGCGUUGAUCCGGUGUAUGUGUAUGCUUUGCUCACGUUGGGAUGUACAGGUCUUGGGUAUCUUCUUGGUCCCUCUCUAGGCUCGGGAGUUUGGUCUUUGUUCCAUGGCAAAAAUCGCAAGCAGAUUGAAGAAAAGGAUAAACUCUUCUUUGAACACAUCACAAAACAACGUGUCGAUCCAAGCAGACAGACGAUGCAGAACAGACUCCCAGACUACUACGGCGAAAAGAUUGGAAGUAUAAAAGAUUAUCGUCAAUGGUUACGCGAUCAAUCUACAUUUAGAAGGAAGGCAGCACACGGGGUCGAUGAUGAU
Meira miltonrushii is the source of this 459-nucleotide messenger RNA. RefSeq names its product mitochondrial import protein Pam17. The record is from RefSeq and is a predicted model, not a curated record. Lineage: Eukaryota; Fungi; Basidiomycota; Exobasidiomycetes; Exobasidiales; Brachybasidiaceae. Gene Ontology annotation, biological process: protein import into mitochondrial matrix. The transcript is spliced from 2 exons. Gene Ontology annotation, cellular component: PAM complex, Tim23 associated import motor. The annotation marks the transcript as partial.